This is a messenger RNA of Leptomonas pyrrhocoris, 1332 nucleotides long. RefSeq lists its product as hypothetical. The transcript has a single exon. Gene Ontology annotation, cellular component: plasma membrane. The coding region runs from base 181 to 1332 and encodes 383 amino acids. The record is from RefSeq and is a predicted model, not a curated record. Gene Ontology annotation, biological process: succinate transmembrane transport; acetate transmembrane transport. Lineage: Eukaryota; Euglenozoa; Kinetoplastea; Trypanosomatida; Trypanosomatidae. Gene Ontology annotation, molecular function: acetate:proton symporter activity.
AGGUUAUCUCGCCCUAAGUAUAACCUUCACUCCCGACUCGCAUCCACGCACGCACGCACGCUCCUUGAACGAUCCUAGACUUCGCAGCGGCUUUGCAAACCCGCAUCAACGUGCCGGUGCCUUCGCUUCUCGCUCUCUUUUGUUUUGCCAACCACAAAAAGAAAACAAGGAAAGAGAGAAAUGUCCAAGUCUACACUCGACACGGCAAACACGACCAUCGCCAAGGCCCCUCCGCCGGCGGCGGCCGCGGCAGAGCCGCACGGUUCCGGUUUUCCAGCCAAAGGCACCUUCAAUCGUAUGCUGCAGAGUCACGAGAGCAUCGCGCAUGACAUGAGCGGCAACUUGAAGGCACGUCGCAGCACCGCGAGCUACGACUACCUCGCCGGCCAGGACGACGACCAGCGUCCGCCGGGCAUCUCGGAGAAGUUCAGCUACCACAUGCCAAAGAAGCCGUCGAGCAAGCGCAGCUACGACUACCUCGACGAGGACCAGAACCGCGCCCCGCCCAUCCCGCAGGCCUCGGCGGAGAGCCUCACGAAGCACGCCAACGGCGGCUACUUCGAAUCUGACAGCGACGACGAGGACGCCACACUGGACCAUCAGAUCCGCAUGCUGGAGGCGAAGAAGGCGAUGCACGGCAAGUGCUGCAUCGGCAACCCCGGUCCGAUCGGCAUGUUCGCCUUCGGCAUGACGAUCAUCCAGUUCAGUCUGUACAACACACGCGUCUUCGACCGCUUUUCGGUCAUCCCGGCGAUUUCGAUUUGCUUCGGCGGCGGCACGGGGAUGAUUAUGGGCGUGCUGGAGUGGGUUAAGGGCAGCACCUUCGCGUACGUGACCUUCGUCGCCUACGGCGCCUUCUGGUUCUCCAUCGUGUGUGUCUGGAUGCUGCCGAACAACUCCAACGGCGGCCCGCCGGAGAUCUCGCCGCCGAGCGACUACUUCGUCGGUGUCUUCUACCUGCUCUGGGCCUUCUUCUCCAUCAUCGUCACCCUCUGCACCCUCCGCAUGAACGUCGUCAUCUUCCUCGUCUUCCUCACCACGCUGCUCAUGUUCUUUUCGCUUGCUGGCGGCUACAUGGCGAACAACCGGACCGCCAUCAAGGCAGCCGGCUACGAAGGCGCCCUCUCCGGCGGCUUUGCGAUGUACCUCGGCGUGGCGGAGGUGGUGAACGAGGUGUGGGACCGCACGUUGUUGCCGGUGAUCCCGAUGACGCAGGUGCUGGGGUGGUUCGGCGCCAAGACAGGGACCGAGGACGAGGAAGACGAUGCGAGCGAGGAGGAGACCGACGAGGGCGAGCGUGUCCCCGCUCACAAGGUGACGCCGGAAAGCUAA